Molecule: messenger RNA, 1835 nt
Organism: Temnothorax curvispinosus
Lineage: Eukaryota; Metazoa; Arthropoda; Insecta; Hymenoptera; Formicidae
Product: protein HGH1 homolog
Exons: 8
Coding region: 615-1718 (367 amino acids)
Source: RefSeq, a predicted model, not a curated record
UAGUUCAAAAUUGAUUUCAGUUGCUAAGUACGUUAUGUUGGAACAAGAUCCUGUAAAGAUUGUAUUCUUCUCAAUGAGACGUCUCCUGGGAUUUUACAAAUAAUUUCUUUUUAUCGAAAAUAAUCCUCAUUCGUGCACUUUGUAAUUUUCGAUUUUUGUCUUUGCAGGUAAAUUAAACCUCGAGCACCCUGUAUGUACCGACGGACGUGAACUCUAUUUUUUACUGCUAGAUGGUAUACGUAUACGUAUAUGAUAUUAGUUGCAAGCUACACGCGUAUACUAUACAGAGGGCUACUGAAUAACCGCUACUCACGAGUCACGUCACUGACGCCACUCACUUGACUCACGACUAUUUUAAGCUGCACUGGCUGAACUAGACUGAAUUGGUGCAAUAAGUUGAAGUGAGACAAGUAUAUUUUGUUUCACUCUAACUUACGGCAUCAGUGUGCACUGUGCACCACUUGCACCAGUUCAGCCAGUGCAGUUAAAAAAAAAAAACACCCACUGUAUCCUGUAUCCCUUCAUUUUUCUUCAUUCAUUGAUGAAGGCACGUGCAUUUGUGUUGAUAGCACGCGUUGCUCUUCCCACAGAGUUAAAUACAUCAAUUAAAAAUCAUGGAAUUUCUGCAAAAAAUUUCCACUGAAUACUUAAGCCCUAACAGCCGACUUGAUCUGAGACUCUGCGCGUCGAACCACGUGCUCCACUUGUCGGCGACCGCUGCUGGCCGGGAACUCCUAUUGCAGGCACCAGAAGCAUUGGUGCAGUUUGUUACUCUUGUACAAGAUGAUCGCGCAUCCAUCAGCGGGUGUGCCGCACGAAUAUUAGUAAAUAUUACCGGAGAUGAGGCAGGAGCCAAUGCAAUGCUGAUUAUUUCGGAACUAGAUUUGCCUACCCAGGGACCUAGUCAGAAUUUAAUAAAAACUUGUCUGAGGGCCAUAAUGGAUAAAUCCAGUACUCUAGCUGACGCCUGUUGCAUGAUACUUUCUAAUAUGACUAGACCGUUUCAUCUGGUGAACAGAGUGAUAACACUUAUCGAACAAAGUAAUUAUUCUUGGGAUGAAAUAGUAGCUGCAUUUACUGCAAACCAGUACAACACUACAGGCGAGAAAUUGCAUUAUCUUGGAUAUGUCUUUAGCAAUCUUAGUCAAUCGCCACGUGUCAGAAGGUAUUUGAUGGAUCGAAAUCGUUGCGUUAUUCAACGGCUCUUUCCGUUCACGGAAUAUUCUAAAAGUCAGAUUAGACGAGGCGGUGUUGUUGGUACUUUGAAAAAUUGCACUUUUGACACGGAAAAUCACGAGUGGUUGCUAAGCCCCGAGGUGGAUUUGUUGUCAUGCCUGUUGUUGCCACUUGCUGGUCCGGAAGAGUUUGACGACGAAGAUAACGAAAAAUUGCCAAUUAAUUUGCAAUAUCUUCCUGCAACAAAAACUCGAGAGGCUGAUCCAGGUAUAAGACUUAUACUUUUGGAAGCAUUAAAUCAACUCUGUGCAACAAAAGCAGGUAGAAAAAUAUUGAGAGAAAAAAAUACAUAUGUCAUACUUAGAGAGCUUCAUAAAUGGGAAAAGGAUAGAAGCUGUUUAUUGGCAUGUGAAAAUGUCGUGGAUAUCUUGAUAAAAACCGAAGAAGAAAUUGGCUUAGAUAACUUGAAAGAAGUAGAGGUGCCAUCUGAGUACACAGAGACAUUCCAUAAGAUGGAUGAAGACUUUAUUAGCGAUACAUAGAUAGUGCAAAAGUUUGAAUUAUAAAUACGUAUAAUAUUUGAAAAGUAUUUCACAUACAGUGUACAUAAUACUUAUCUAAGCGAAGAAACGAGCAUAAAAAUGGUGAUUUAUAACACA